AUGGAGCCCCACAUCCUCCGCGAGGUCUCCGCCAUGCGCCGCCUCCGCAGCCACCCACACAUCCUCGAGCUCUACGAGGUCCUCGCUACCAGAUCCCGGAUCUACCUCGUCAUGGAGCUUGCCCCUGGCGGCGAGCUCCUCUCCCGGCUCCGCCGGCACCGCCGCCUCCCGGAGCCCGCCGCCCGCCGGUACUUCCAUCAGGUCGUCUCCGCCCUCCGCUUCUGCCACAGGAACGGAGUCUUCCACCGGGACAUCAAGCCCCAGAAUCUCCUACUUGACCGGAACGGGCUCCUCAAGGUCACCGAUUUCGGGCUCUCUGCACUCUUUGACCAGAAGCGGGCCGGCGGCGACCUGAUCCACACUGCCUGCGGCACGCCGGCGUACACCGCGCCGGAAGUCGUCCGCCGGAGCGGUUACGACGGCGGGAAGGCCGAUGCCUGGUCGUGUGGGGUCCUCCUCUACCUUUUCCUUGUUGGGAGCCUCCCCUUUGACGAUGGCAAUUUAUCAAACAUGUAUCGGGCCAUGAAUCAACGGGCCUUUGAUUUGCCAGAUUGGCUAUCGAGGCCCGCGAAGAUGGUGAUAUACAAGCUCUUGGACCCGAACCCAAACACAAGAAUGGGCCUAGACGAGUUAAUCGGGCUCUCCUGGUUCAAGAAAUCGUACUCGGAGAAUAAUCUGGCGGCCCGGGACAUCGGGCCGGGCUUUUUGGAUGAGAGUGAGUUGAAGCAUUCCCCUAAGGUAAAUGCCUUUGACAUAAUAUCCAUGUCUUCUGGUUUAAAUUUGUCCGGGCUUUUCGAGAAGGAGACUGUUUGUACGGAGAUGAGGUUUUUCGCCAUUGGUGUGGAUGUGGCUGAGAUUGAGAAGAAGGUUGCUGGGGCUGGGGUUGGAUUGGGGUACAAAAUCGAAUUAGGUAAAGUUGGGGGGUUGAUAAGAAUGGUAAAGGGAGGGGUAGUUUUGGUAAUUCAGGUUCGUGAUGUGGGGUCAGUCGGGUUGUGGUUACUGGAGCUGAAUCUUGUUGAUGGUACUGUGGCCGAUUUGGAGGAUUUACAGUGGGAGGAGUUGAAAUCAGGGCUUAAGAAAGAGGUUUAA
Striga asiatica is the source of this 1089-nucleotide messenger RNA. The record is from the annotation of a GenBank genome assembly. NCBI's taxonomy places the organism in Eukaryota, Viridiplantae, Streptophyta, Magnoliopsida, Lamiales, Orobanchaceae.